AUGGGCAUGAUCCUGCUCGAAGGCUCCAUGGAGCACAUGUCGCUCCUCCUCGGCGGCUCCGUCUUCAACAACAUCUUUUACCGCCUGAUGGGCGCGAGCGUCGGCAAGAAUGCGUACAUCGAGGGCCGUGCGCUCGAGUAUGACCUCUUAUCUGUCGGCGAGGGCGCGACCGUUGGACGAGAAACAUACCCCCAGUGCCACACCGUCGAGCGGCUUGUGAUACGCAACGCGCCGGUCACGCUCGAGAGCAGUGCGACGAUGCGCUCUCGGUCCGUCAUCAUGCCAGGCGCCACACUCAGCAAGGGCUCGUGCCUGCAAGAGUUCUCCCUCCUACUCAAGGGGGAGGUGACGGGUACAAACGAGGUCUGGUGGGGCAACCCGGCGAGCCGCCGCCCGCCAGGCGUCUAUUCUUCGUUUGAUCUCAACUUGAAGGACGAGCAGUGCGUCAGCUUCUCCAGUCUCGAACUCAUCUGA
Molecule: messenger RNA, 474 nt
Organism: Emiliania huxleyi CCMP1516
Lineage: Eukaryota; Haptophyta; Isochrysidales; Noelaerhabdaceae
Exons: 1
Coding region: 1-474 (157 amino acids)
Source: RefSeq, a predicted model, not a curated record